AUGGUCGAAGAUAGUUUCGCCAGCGUGGGAGUCACAGCUGACAGCACGAAAUUCGGGUAUGUGGUUGGAGCAUUACCGCCGAAAUAUGCAGUUGAAGAAAAAACACGUCAACUUCUGGAGCGCGUUGAGAUUGGUGACCGUAAACCGUCACAAUUUUUACGCUACCUCCAAAACCUGGCUGACUCUUCCGUUCCGGAAACAUUAUUAAAGACACUUUGGAUGGGCCGUCUACCAAAAUGUAUACAAGUGGCGUUAGCAAUAGUUAAAGAUAGUAAGCUAGAAGAACUCGCUGUCCAUGCAGACAACAUCGUGGAUGCAUCUGGUCCUUUGCUACCUCAAAUGGCAGAGACAUCGAGAAGUGACACUCUUGAAGCCAUGUUGAAUCUUAAAAUUUCUCAGCUUACCUUGAGUACAAAUCAGGAAAUUGUGACGUUGAGAAGUGAAGUGGUAGCGAUCAAUACUUGUCCCUCGCGUAAUCUGGACUCAAGAUCAAGUACUUACCGCUCAAGAUCUCGAUCUCGGAGCCGUACUCUCCAUGGUGCAAAUGGAUUAUUCUGGUAUCAUUGGCGUUAUGGAUCACAAUCGCGAAAAUGCAAGGAACCUUGUACCUAUAAUUCGGGAAACGUGACGGGUCAUCACUGA
Molecule: messenger RNA, 642 nt
Organism: Sipha flava (yellow sugarcane aphid)
Lineage: Eukaryota; Metazoa; Arthropoda; Insecta; Hemiptera; Aphididae
Exons: 2
Coding region: 1-642 (213 amino acids)
Source: RefSeq, a predicted model, not a curated record